Molecule: messenger RNA, 1182 nt
Organism: Solanum tuberosum (potato)
Lineage: Eukaryota; Viridiplantae; Streptophyta; Magnoliopsida; Solanales; Solanaceae
Exons: 2
Coding region: 29-1009 (326 amino acids)
Cellular component (GO): endoplasmic reticulum
Source: RefSeq, a predicted model, not a curated record
UCCAUAAAAAUAACACACACGCUAAAAUAUGGCUUCUUUCUUCUGUUCAACCAAGUUCCUUCUACUCCUAUUUUUUGUAUCUGCAAUUCCAAUCGCCUUUAUUAUCCAUCUAGAAACUUCUUCUCCGACGACUCACGUUUACCAUUAUCACAGUACCGGCUGGUUACGUGAGUGUUCUAAAUGGGACGAUGCUAACCGCCGGUUCAUUGUCAGUUUUUUUGAAGGCGGUUUGGGUGUGAUUCCGGUUGAGGCCGAUUAUUCUCCCGGCGACGUGCUACAGGAAAUUCCGGUAGUGAAAGACGCUGAUUUGACCGGUAAUGCGUCGCUCGGUUUUACUAUAGACCGGGAAAGGAACCGGGUUUUAGUCGCCGUCGCUGAUGUGUUGGGGAAUCGGUAUAGCGCUUUGGCUGCCUAUGAUUUGACGUCGUGGAACCGGGUUUUUCUCACCAAACUUAGCGGUCCAGAGGAUGAAAAAGCAUUUGCGGAUGAUGUGGUAGUUGAUACAGAGGGGAAUGCAUACAUAACAGAUGCCAAAGCAGACAAGAUAUGGAAGGUAGGCGCGAAUGGUGAACUUAAAUAUACAAUCAAGAACCCAAUAUUUACUCCUAAAGAGUGGUACAAUAAACUGGUUGGGCUAAACGGAAUAGUGUAUCAUCCAAACGGAUACUUACUGGUGGUUCAUACAUUCUCUGGCAAUUUGUUCAAGAUUGAAAUCGCCAAGGGUGAUGAAGUUAAACUAGUAAAGAUUGACAAUGGAUCGUUGAAAUUUGGCGAUGGCAUGGAGUUACUGUCGCCAACCAAGCUUGUUGUGGCUGGAAAUCCGACAAGACUAGUUGAGAGCUCUGAUGAUUGGGAGAGUGGCACUAUUGUGGGGAAGGCCAAAGGCGCUAUUCAUCGUUUAAGUACAGCAGCAACUGUGAAGGAAGGGACUGUUUAUCUUAAUCAUAUGAUUGGUUUGGGAUAUCCUAGGAAGAAACAUGUUCUUGUUGAGGCUGUUUUUUCUGCUUAAUUAUGGUGUGUAAGAGUCAAUUUUAUACUUGAUUACGACACUACUGAUUUAUGUUCCUCAUAAAGAACAGUCAGUCGUAUCGUAGGAUAUACAGUAUUUAUUUUGUAAUGCAUCACGCAGUUGCAGUAUUUGGAUGUGUUUUGCUCUUUUACCAUCAAGGAAUGCAAGCAGUU